AAAAAUCUUCGUUAUACAGUGCAAGAACUGUCAGAGAAAUUAUAAAUUGCAAAAAGUACCGUACUUGACCACUUGAACCUGUUCCCGUGAGUGAAAACCGCAGAACUUUCCGGAUGACCCAAUACUUAUAAUUUCAAAGCAUGUUAAAAUAAAUAAUACUCUUUAAUAAUAUAUUAAUAUCAUACAAAUCAAAAUUUGACAAAUAUUUGUUUAAUUGUUGAAACUUAAUGCAGAAAUCUUACAAAACUUUAUGUAAAUAACAAAUCAAUUAAUAUUUGAUAUUAUUUAUUGAUUAAUUAAUAGUUUUGUUUGUUAUUAGCUUUACAAAGGGUUUCACAUGUUUUGUUUUAAACUGUACAAAUCAAAAAACAAUGACAUUUGAAGAACAUAACAACACAUUACUCAAUGUCGCAAAGGAGAUUUUUUUCGAAGGAAUAAUCUGGACUCGUUAUACAAUAAUGACCAAUAAUUUUAUUGUGUUUCAUAUAUUGACAAUACUACUACAGAUUUUGCCAGCUGUAUUAAUAGAUCUGAUUUUAAAAUUCUCUGGACGUCGACCUAUGAUGAUACAAUUACAAAGAAGAUUGUAUGUGGUCAGUUGUUUUAUUGGCUAUUUCUUGUGUAAUAAAUGGGAGUUCUGCAAUAUAAAUAGCUCAACUCUGAUAUCCUCAAUAUCAUCUGAUGACCGGGAUACGUUUUCGUUCGAAUAUUCUGAUAUUGAUUUAUAUGAGUAUUACAAAAAUGGUGCAAUUGGUGCUAAAAAAUUUCUUCUUCACGAAGAUAUGAAUCGAUUAGAUGCAGCCAAAGCACAUGCUAAAAG
Messenger RNA from Wasmannia auropunctata (little fire ant), 820 nucleotides. Its product is annotated as fatty acyl-CoA reductase 1-like. The annotation marks the transcript as partial. The transcript has 3 exons. The record is from RefSeq and is a predicted model, not a curated record. NCBI's taxonomy places the organism in Eukaryota, Metazoa, Arthropoda, Insecta, Hymenoptera, Formicidae.